UCUCCUUUUUCUCUAGGAUCGGCAUCACCUAUUGCUCAUAAUGGUCGAGAACGAACACCACAACGAUAAAGAACGGAAGGACUUGUCGACAAUCUCUCACGAUAGCGCGUCAGUCCCUGGUGGAGCUGAAGGAAGACGGUACGAAACGAUCUAUGACGAGGGGACCAUCGAUUUGAGGUACCUGACCAAGGCGCGCAUCCUGAACGACGCCAUUCAGGAUAUUGGCAUGGGAAGGUAUCAAUGGGGAUUGUUUAUUGUGACCGGGUUCGGCUGGUUCGCCGAUAAUCUCUGGCCGAUCGUCACUGGCCUUAUCAUCCCACCCACUGUCAACGAGUUCAACUAUGAACCCCCCUUCUUAAAACUUGGGCAAAACAUCGGACUGCUGCUAGGGGCUGCGUUUUGGGGCGUCGCUGCAGAUGUAUGGGGUAGGAAGAUCUCGUUCAACAUUACCUUAUUGAUCGUUGGCAUCUUCGCGUUGGCGGCUGGAGGGUCCCAUGACUUCGUGACGCUCACAUCCCUCGCAGCUGUUUGGUCGAUUGGCGUGGGAGGUAAUCUACCGGUCGAUUCAGCCCUUUUCUUGGAAUUCAUUCCCGCCUCCCAUCAGUACUUACUGACUAUCUUAUCCAUCUGGUGGGCCUUCGGCCAGCUUAUCGGAAGCCUGGUAGCAUGGCCCCUGAUCAAGCACUACUCUUGUGAAACGGAAACCCCAGGAGAGAAUUGUCCCCGAUCGUCAAACAUGGGGUGGAGGUACUUCAUGUUCGCGAUGGGUGGUUUAAUGUUACUUUGGGGGAUUCGGUUCUUCGUAUUCAAGCUAUAUGAAAGCCCCAAGUUUCUGAUGGGUCAGGGGAAACACGAUAAGGCGGUGGACGUGAUUCAUAACUUAGCUCGCCAUAACGGGACCAGUUCGAGAAUCAGCGUGGAGGACCUCGCACGCGUAGCUGCGUCCCCAGUCUCCGAGAAGGAGGAAAAUGGGCCAGCGUCCAAUCGUCACACCACUGCUUCAGUCAUCAAGCGGCAUCUUUCAAAGUUUGACGCCCACCAUUUGAAGGCGCUCUUUGCCUCUCGACGAUUGGCAUGGUCCACGUCACUUCUGAUUCUCCUUUGGGCCCUCAUUGGAUUGGCAUUCCCGCUGUACAACAGUUUCGUGACAUAUUAUCUUUCCACUCGGGGAGCGGAUUUUGGCGAUGGGUCGAUCGACAUCACGUACAGAAACGCGAGUCUUUUCCGAUAUUUCCAAGCUAUUAUCAGUGUCAUAGGCGUUCCAGGAGCCCUCUUGGCCGGUUACAUGGUCGAAUUACCCCUUCUAGGAAGGAGGGGGACGCUUUCGAUCUUCACCAUUCUCACCGGCGCCUUUAUCCUCGCUUCUACUACGUCGCGCAAUUCGAAUGCUCUUUUGGGUUGGAACUGUGCCUACAGCUUCACGAGCAAUGUCAUGUAUGGCGUCUUGUACGCCUUGACCCCGGAACUCUUUCCCACCAAGGAUAGGGGAACCGGCAACGCCCUUACUGCGUCGGCGAAUCGUAUCUUCGGAAUCAUGGCUCCUAUUAUUGCCUUAUACGCAGACUUGACCACGUCCGUACCCAUCUUCAUUGCGGGAGGCAUCUUCAUCGCUGCUGGGCUCAUUGCCCUGUUAUUACCCUACGAGUCUCGAGCGCGUAUACCGAGAUGGGAACUUCAGCCAUUUUGGGAAAUAGCUCCGCUCUCGGCGGUCGUCGUGCUUCUUCCAACCCACCACCACAUCUUCAUGCACGAUCUCGAGCCUAGCCUCGAGCUACCCAUCCAUUUCAUGACACCCCGCCAUGUCACGCCCAGAAGGACGUCUGACGAGGUUCGAUGUGUGAAGAAGCCUUCUGGUGCGGAGCCCUGGAGAAGGACGACUAGGCGGGGUCCCAGGAUGCUGACUGUGGAUACAGGUGUCGUCUACGGUCUGGAAGGCCUGAUGGCGGAUGCUUGA
Molecule: messenger RNA, 1954 nt
Organism: Coprinopsis cinerea okayama7#130
Lineage: Eukaryota; Fungi; Basidiomycota; Agaricomycetes; Agaricales; Psathyrellaceae
Product: membrane transporter
Exons: 16
Coding region: 41-1954 (637 amino acids)
Biological process (GO): transmembrane transport
Molecular function (GO): transmembrane transporter activity
Source: RefSeq, a predicted model, not a curated record